Messenger RNA from Morchella sextelata, 168 nucleotides. RefSeq lists its product as uncharacterized. Bases 1 to 168 code for a protein of 55 amino acids. NCBI's taxonomy places the organism in Eukaryota, Fungi, Ascomycota, Pezizomycetes, Pezizales, Morchellaceae. The transcript has a single exon. The record is from RefSeq and is a predicted model, not a curated record.
AUGUCACGAUACCGCCAUAAGGGAUACAUCCGAACACAUGGUCGAGAUUACAAGCUUGAUUAUUUGCUGUUUAUCUUACAGGCGGGGGCAGAGCAUCCGUUGGGUGUCUAUUCACGGACAAAAGGUUGCUACGUGCACCCACCGGCGGAUAGAGGGACGAUAUCUUAG